Messenger RNA from Pistacia vera, 3565 nucleotides. RefSeq names its product auxilin-related protein 2. Gene Ontology annotation, molecular function: clathrin binding. The coding region runs from base 142 to 3099 and encodes 985 amino acids. NCBI's taxonomy places the organism in Eukaryota, Viridiplantae, Streptophyta, Magnoliopsida, Sapindales, Anacardiaceae. Gene Ontology annotation, biological process: clathrin coat disassembly; clathrin-dependent endocytosis. The transcript is spliced from 8 exons. The record is from RefSeq and is a predicted model, not a curated record. Gene Ontology annotation, cellular component: cytoplasm; vesicle; intracellular membrane-bounded organelle.
UUUUCUUUUCUAUUUCUCUUUCUUUGUCUUACUAUUAUUUUGAUUCUUCCUUCUCUUCCUCCUCUCGCCUUUGUUUCAGAUCUAACAGUUUCAGAACUUUUACUUCAUCUCCGCCGUAGAUCUUCAUAGUACUCCAAAUCAAUGGACGAUUUUCCGGGUCUUUUGGCCAGAGAUUUCGGGUUCAAACCGCAGGGAAAAGCCGCCCCCAUGGCACCUUCUCGAGCUAACAAUUUCUCAACCGCCAAUUCAAGUUUCGGACUCGGAUCUAAUAAUCCACCCGAUUUUACUAAAUCCUCAUCGUUAAAAUCGAAUCAUGUAUUCGAUGAUCACGAUCGCGAUGGAUUGCUAUUCAAUGAUGUCUUCGGUGGGCCACCGAAGUACUCCUCCACUUCGUCGGUGGAUUCUCGUGUAGGCAAUACGUCGUCGUUUGACUACGACUCGAUUUUUAAAGACCAGAGCGCGAAAUCGAAUAAUUCGAAGGCGAAUUCGAUGCCGUCGUUUGAUAAGCCGGUGUACGAUGAUGAUAUUUUCGAAGGUUUGCCUGGAUUGAAGAGCUCGUCGGCUUCGGCGUCGGCGCCGUCGCCGCCAUCGAGCGCGAAGUUAGAUGAUGUGUUCGCGUCGAUAUCCGGUUCGCCGCCGAAACAACAACGGAGCGCGAGAGAGAGUUCGCCAUUUGAUGAUCUUUUGGGGAAUUUAGGUAAAAAGGAGAACGAAUCGAGAGUCAAGAAGGAGAAAGAUGCUUCUGUGUUUGAUGAUUUGUUGCCAGGUUUUGGUCGUAGUAGCUCUCCUACUAGUAACAGGUCAACUUCAGAGUCCAGUCGGUCACAGAAACCACCUUCUAGUUCAACAAAGACAGCGUCUAGUGUGAUGGAGGACCCUUUUGUAGUCUUAGGAUCAAAUUCAACCCCUGUGGCUUCAUCAGAGGUAUUUACUGAUCCACUUGAAGAAAUUGGUCAGUUCAGUAGGUCAGGAAGUGCAGGAGUGAAUGGUUCAUCUGUAGGUGGGGGAACAUUUGAUGAUUUAGAUCCUCUUAACAGUCUUGGGAAAUCUGUGCCUCCUGUUUCAACUGAGGUCAAUAAGAGAGGGAAGGAUAGGAGCCCUUUAAGACCUGAAGGCGUGAGUGGUACACAAACUCAUCGCAGUAAAGAAUCAAUUGACAGAUCUUCUUUGGAAAAUUCUGAGACUUUCUCACAGAGCAGGACACCUGUUGACAAUUUUCAGGGAUCUCAUGAUCCCAUCUUUGACAUGCCAAGUGUUUCAACAGAUUCUCGUAAAUCUGUUGGCCGAGCUACUUCUCCCCCUUCAUACAUGAGUACCAGUCCUACUGAGAUAAAUUCACAGGUCAACUCAACUCCAAGAUCUGAAGAGAUAUUUGAAUCAUCUGAUGACAUAUGGCUUACUGUGUCAGAGAUUCCUCUUUUUACUCAACCCACAAGUGCUCCUCCACCUUCAAGGCCCCCACCUCCAAGACCGACACGACUUUCAAAGUCAGAGUCUUCCACUAAUGCAAGAAAGAAGGUUAAUGAAUUUUCUACUAUGUCAAGUUCCCCUCAGUAUUCUAGUAGCCCUAGGUCAAGUCGUGCUGCAGCAAGCAGCUCAGUGGCAUCACAAAUAGAUGAACUUGAAGGUUUUGCCAUGGGUAGGACCUGGAACAAUGCUAAUGAAUAUGGAGAAGUCCCUCCUGCUGAAGAUGUGGAAGGUUCUAUUGCUGCUGCUUCUGCUGCUGCCAUGAAGGAAGCUAUGGACAGAGCUGAAGCUAAAUUCCGCCAUGCCAAGGAAGUGAGAGAAAGGGAGUCUUUAAGGGCUGCAAGAAGUAAAGAAUCUGUUCAACUAGAUAAAGAUGAGAGUGCUACAUCAGAUACUCAGGAAAGAUUAGAUCGUGAGAGGCAACAGAGAGAAAAGGAAGAGGAAGAGAGAGAACAGAGGAGACUUGAGAGAGAGAGGGAAAGGGAGGAGAGGGAGAGAGAACAGAGGAGACUUGAAAAAGAGAGGGAGCGAGCUAGGGAGAUUGAGAAGGAAAGAGAAAAGGCCAGACAAGCUGUGGAAAGGGCUACUAGAGAGGCAAGAGAAAGGGCAGCUGCCGGAGCUCGCCUAAAAGCUGAAAGGGCUGCUGUUGAUAAAGCAAAUGCUGCAGCUCGGGAACGUGCAGAAAGGGCCGCUGUUCAAAGGGCACAAGCUGAGGCUCGUGAAAGGGCUGCAGCAGAAGCAAGAGAAAGGGCAGAAAGGGCUGCUGCAGAAGCAAGGGAGAGGGAAGCACGAGAAAGAGCAUCUGUUGGUAGAGCUGAAGCCGAAGUACGGCUUAGAGCUGAACGAGCUGCUGUAGAAAGAGCUGCUGCAGAGGCCCGAGAAAGAGCUGCUGCAGAGGCCCGCGAAAGGGCUGCUGCUGCAGCAAGGGCAAACCAGAACCAACAAAAGAAUGAAAAUGAUCUUGAAUCCUUUUUUAGCAUGGGUUCUCGACCAAGCAGUGCACCUAGGCCAAGGGCCAACUCUUCAGAUCCUCUUUUUGACGUUCCGAGCAAGGGAGGGCCUGAAGUAGGGAGGAGGACCUCCGUUGGAACCUCAUCUAAUAUGAAGAAAGCUUCUUCAGCUACAAAUAUUGUUGAUGAUCUUACUUCAAUUUUUGGAGCUGCUGCAUCAUCAGCUGGAGAUUUCCAAGAGGUGGAAGGGGAGACCGAAGAAAGACGAAGAGCCAGGUUGGAACGUCACCAAAGGACUCAAGAGCGUGCGGCAAAAGCUCUGGCUGAGAAGAAUCAACGUGAUCUCCAAGCUCAGAGAGACCAAGCUGAGAGACAUAGGAUUGCUGAAACACUAGAUGCUGAAAUCAAGCGCUGGGCUGCUGGGAAAGAAGGAAAUUUACGUGCCUUGCUAGCAACAAUGCAAUACGUGCUUUGGCCUGAAUGUGGUUGGCAACCUGUUUCUUUGACUGAUUUGAUUACUGGUGCCGCUGUCAAGAAACAUUAUAGAAAAGCAACUUUAUGCAUCCAUCCCGACAAGGUGCAGCAAAAAGGAGCCAAUCUUCAACAGAAAUAUAUUGCUGAGAAGGUGUUUGACUUGCUGAAGGAGGCAUGGAACAAGUUUAAUUCAGAGGAGCUCUUUUGAUCGCUGUGAUGGUUAUUUUUCUUGGAACUUGUUGAUUUGACUAUUACACUAUUUCUGGAAGUGGAAUUAUAUGAUGUGGCAGAUGAUUCUCCUUUAUGCUGGUAUCGUCCACUCCAAAUGAUGCGGCUGAUGAAGGGGACUCGGGAGUUCAUUCACCAGAUGUUGAUGCCUAGGUCCAAGUAGUCUCUUUAUUAAGGUUGCUGCAAAUGCUGCCCUGGAAUUUGCCUGAGAAAGUUGCAUCUCUUGUUGGUGUUGGGUAAAAAAAAACUUGGUGCAGUGUCGAGUUCAGUUAUCCCAUUUGCUUGAGAUGAAGUAUGUAAUUUUUUUGUGUUAAUUCUUUAUAUUAUUUUUUUUGUGGUGGGGGGUUUUCCUUGGCAAUAGAGUUUGAUAUAUUGAGUGAAUACCAAUUAUGUUCAUUAUUAUCAAACUGACUGUAUGAAUCGAUGUAUGAUUGUGGAGCUGAGAA